AUGUCUCUCUCAAGCAAGCUGUCUAUCACAGAUUGCGAUCUGAAGGGCAAACGGGUUCUCAUUCGGGUCGACUUCAACGUUCCCCUUGACGACAAGAAGAACGUCACCAACAACCAGCGCAUCGCCGGUGCCAUCCCCACCAUCAAGUAUGCUAUUGACAAUGGCGCAAAGGCCGUCGUCUUGAUGUCACAUCUCGGCCGACCUGAUGGCAAGGCCAAUCCUAAGUACAGCCUCAAGCCCGUCCUACCAGAACUGGAGAAGCUCCUAGGCAAGAGUGUCGAGUUCGCCCCUGACUGCGUUGGCCCUGAGGUCGAGGCUAUCGUAAACAAGGCCGACAACGGACAAGUUGUUCUCCUUGAGAACUUGCGAUUCCACGCCGAAGAAGAAGGCUCUUUCAAGGACAGCGAGGGCAAGAAGGUCAAGGCUGACAAGGCCAAGGUUGACGAGUUCCGCAAGGGCUUGACCGCACUUGGUGACGUCUAUAUCAACGAUGCAUUCGGCACAGCUCACCGUGCUCACUCUUCCAUGGUUGGCGUUGCCCUACCCCAAAAGGCCGCCGGUUUCCUCAUGAAGAAGGAGCUGGAUUACUUUGCCAAGGCCCUGGAGUCCCCUCAGCGCCCCUUCCUGGCUAUUCUCGGUGGCUCCAAGGUCUCUGACAAGAUCCAACUGAUCGAUAACUUACUCGACAAGGUCAACAGCCUCGUCAUUACUGGCGGCAUGGCCUUCACUUUCAAGAAGACGCUUGAGGGUGUCAAGAUCGGCAAGUCGCUCUUUGACGAGGAGGGUUCCAAGGUCGUGGGCCAACUCAUGGAGAAGGCCAAGAAGAACAACGUCAAGGUUACCCUACCCGUCGACUACAUCAUCGCCGACAAGUUCGGAGCAGACGCCAACUCCAAGACGGCCAACGAUAAGGAUGGCAUCCCUGAUGAGUGGCUAGGUCUUGACAUCGGCCCCGAGUCCAUCAAGCUCUACGAGGCUGCCAUCAACGAUGCCAAGACCAUUCUAUGGAACGGCCCGGCUGGUGUCUUCGAGAUUGAGAAAUUUGCUAACGGCACAAAGAAAACUCUUGACGCCUUCACCGGGGCUGUCGCCAAGGGCGCCAUUGGUAUCAUCGGCGGUGGUGACACUGCCACCGUGGCUGCCAAGUACGGCGCCGAGGACAAGUGCUCGCACGUCUCCACCGGUGGCGGUGCUUCCCUCGAGCUCCUCGAGGGCAAGGAUCUACCCGGCGUUGUCGCAUUGAGCACGAAAUGA
This is a messenger RNA of Xylaria bambusicola, 1254 nucleotides long. Its product is annotated as putative phosphoglycerate kinase PgkA. Lineage: Eukaryota; Fungi; Ascomycota; Sordariomycetes; Xylariales; Xylariaceae. Gene Ontology annotation, molecular function: ADP binding; phosphoglycerate kinase activity; ATP binding. Gene Ontology annotation, biological process: glycolytic process; gluconeogenesis. The record is from RefSeq and is a predicted model, not a curated record. Bases 1 to 1254 code for a protein of 417 amino acids. Gene Ontology annotation, cellular component: cytosol. The transcript is spliced from 3 exons.